CCGUAAGUGAUGCUGGCUGCGGCCGCGGCAGGCUGCCAGUGGGUUGGAGGUGCUGGAGGAUGGGGCGCUGCUACCUGUUUGGUCUGUGCUUGCUCCUCGGGCUGCUGAGGGCUGGCCGGGGGCUGCAGAACGUCACCGCCCAGCUCUUCGGGGCCGAGGCCUUCGGGACCCUGGCGGCCUUCGGGGACUUUAACUCGGAUAAGCAGACCGACCUGUUCGUGCUGAGGGGCGGCAAUGAAUUACUUAUCUUUCUGGCAGACCAAAAGGAGCCAUAUUUUAAACCCAAAGUCAAGUUGUCAAUAAAUCAGGGUGUCAUAACCAGUGUGGUUCCUGGAGAUUAUGAUGGUGAUUCACAAAUGGACGUCCUUCUGACAACAAAACCACAAAAUCACAUCACUGAUGAAUUAUCGGUUAUUAUUUUCUGGGGACGCAAUCAAACAUUAGAUUCUAAUCGUAAGACUGUGUUAAAUAAAACUUUUCAUGAUGAGCCUCUAAUUAUGGACUUCAAUGGUGAUUUAAUUCCUGAUGUCUUUGGUGUCACAAAUGAAUCAGAUAGGCCUCAGAUACUGAUAGGCAGAUCAAAAACCUAUUUGGCACAGUAUGCUCUCAGAUACUUAAAACAUGAUCCUGGUUCUGAGCUUCACAAAUUGGAGGAGCAGCUCACAGACUGUUCACCCUUCCAAAGUGCUAAUUUAUAUAUCCUGCCUGGUGAAGAAAAGGAUCACUUCAAUCUGUUCCUUACUACAUUAGCAAGUUCCCAAAACAUUCAGUUUGAAACAUGGGUAAAUAAGGAUGGGAAUUUCUCCAGAGUCACAUACAUAAAGCAAAAACCUGAAGACACGGUGGUUGUUGGACAAUCAGUGUUUGCCGAUUUUGAUGGGGAUGGGCAAACUGAGCAUUUACUGCCAGCCUGUGCUGAUGUAACUUGUCAUAAAAGUGCCAUCUACUUAUCUAAACCAGGACUCAAUCAGUGGAUACCAGUGUUACAGGACUUCAGAAAUAAGGACACACUCUGGGGUUUUGUGCCGUAUAAAAACAAUCAAUCCUCAGUUCCAAUUACUCUUCACAUUGGAGAUUACAAUAUGGAUGGCUACCCAGAUGCUCUUGCUAUACUAAUGAAUACUUCUGGAAGCAAUCAGCAGGCAUUUUUAUUAGAGAAUGUCCCAUGCAACAAUGCAAGCUGCAGGAGCGUACAUCGUAUGUUUAAAGUCUACUGGGAACUCUCUGAUCUAAAUCAAAUCAAAGAUGCUGUGGUGGCAACCUUCUUUGACAUUUAUGAAGAUGGAAUCUUGGAUAUCAUUGUACUAAGCAAAGGCUAUUUCAACAGUGAAUUUGCCAUCCACACAUUAAAGAAUAACUUUGAAGCAGAUGCUUAUUUUGUUAAAGUUAUUGUUCUUAGUGGCCUCUGUUCUAACGAUUGUCCUAGUAAAAUAACACCCUUUGGUGUGAAUCAGCCUGGACCUUAUAUCAUGUACACAACCGUAGAUGCAAAUGGGUAUGCGAAAAAUGGUUCAGCUGGACAACUUAGCCAGUCAGCUCAUUUCGCUCUCCAGUUGCCUUACAAUGUGCUAGGUUUGGGACGCAGUGCUAAUUUCCUUGAUCACUUAUACGUUGGCAUUCCUCGUCCUUUAGGAGAAAAGUCCGAAAGAAAACAGGAAUGGACAGCUAUCAUCCCGAACUCCCAACUUAUAGUCAUUCCAUAUCCACACAACGUUCCUCGAAGCUGGAGUGCCAAGCUGUACCUGACCCCAAGUAACAUUGUGCUGCUCACAGCUAUAGCCCUAAUUGGUGUCUGCGUUUUUAUCUUAGCAAUAAUUGGCAUAUUGCACUGGCAAGAAAAGAAAGCAGAUGACAGAGAGAAACGACAAGAAGCCCAUCGGUUCCAUUUUGAUGCUAUGUAACAUGCCUUAAGAUCUAUGAAGAAGCUGCUAUUCAUUUGCUUAAUCAAAACACAAAAUUCCAAUUUGUAAAGGAGAUCGGGGGAGGUGGGGUAUUGUUAGUGUGUUAUUUGUAAAUGUUGCAUUCUUUGGUAUUUAUUUGAAAAGCACUAAAAUCAGACCUGAAUGUCUCAAUAUGAGCUUUCAGUAAACAGUUUGUAUAUACUGGCAGUUAUUGGCCUUUAUUUAGCAACGCUGUCAAUUUAUUUUUCUUAGUAAGGGAUCAUAUUGCAUGUGUUCCAAUGUUUACAUACUGCCACUUCUUCCAGUACAACAUUUGAUGGAAAAGAAGUCACAUGUAAAUGAAGUUAGUAUUUCAGUGAGAAGAAUCCUUUAGUGCCAGUUGAGUUGGUCUUGUCAUUUAUACAUUUCUGCAAUAUAAAUUAUAUUUCUGUAAAUGAACCUAAUGCAGAUUUUCAGAUGAGACAUUUUACAUCAAUUACUAUAACUGUACUCUUGGGGUGUUUGAUCUAAAGUGUCUAGAUCUUUUUUUCCUUUGUUUUAGUACUUACAUGCAAUAGUUAGAGAAUUUAUUUACUGAAUGACUGAAAUAAAUCUACAAAGCUAAUAGCCAAAUAACCAAUCAUUGGACAUCUGUACUGUUGAUGUAUAUUAGUUCUAGGCAUGAAGCAUUCAAAUUUAAAAAAAUAAAUAAAAUCUAAGUUUAUACUGAAAUUAAUUAUCAUAAUCCAAAAUAUGUAAAAAUUAUGCCUUCCAAGAAUGGAUGGGAUCAGAAGAAUUUUGCUUGAGUAUUGAUGCAUAUCAAUGUGACUAUACUUACAUUUAAUUAUGAAAACAAAUGGCCAUCAAAAUUAUGAAUGGAAUUUGAUUUUCUUGGGGAAAAGCUUAAAGAAAAACCUGUAAAGGAGACUGGGGUUGAUUCCUAUGUUUGGCCUGCCUGUUUCCAUCCCAAAGGCCAUUGAUGAUUAAGGGCUGAGGUAUUCUAUGGUUCAUAUAAAGUCCUUGAUGUAAACUUCUUACAUGAGAGCAUGUUAUGCUACUGUCCCCACAUUCUGUCGGAAGAGAGUAGUGAUUAUGUGUGAAGAGAAACUCAGUUCUGUAUAUUCAAAAUGUCAAUAGCUUUCCAUCAUUCAGAUUACACUGCAGCAAUGGUAAUACAUAUUCCCUGAGAACCAUCAUGCUUUUGUUUUAUGUAAUACAGUUUUCCUUUGUUCUUAAAAUGGUUUGCAUUUACAUGAUUCUCUGUGUAUUUAAAUCUGUUAAUGUGCAUUCAUAAUAAAUGUUUAUUAAAUCAA
This is a messenger RNA of Terrapene triunguis (Three-toed box turtle), 3193 nucleotides long. It is a transcript of the gene ITFG1, whose product is annotated as integrin alpha FG-GAP repeat containing 1. The transcript is spliced from 18 exons. The coding region runs from base 60 to 1901 and encodes 613 amino acids. Gene Ontology annotation, cellular component: plasma membrane. NCBI's taxonomy places the organism in Eukaryota, Metazoa, Chordata, Testudines, Emydidae. The record is from RefSeq and is a predicted model, not a curated record.